Messenger RNA from Leptopilina boulardi, 3572 nucleotides. RefSeq names its product mitoguardin (gene Miga). The coding region runs from base 142 to 1689 and encodes 515 amino acids. The record is from RefSeq and is a predicted model, not a curated record. Gene Ontology annotation, biological process: mitochondrial fusion. Lineage: Eukaryota; Metazoa; Arthropoda; Insecta; Hymenoptera; Figitidae. The transcript has 9 exons.
UGUAUUAGUGUGUGUUGUGAUCAUAUCAGUUGUGAUUGAAGAUGAGAGGGUGUAAUCAAAUUAUUUAGUCUCUUUUUUUAUUUUCCAAUAAUUUUUUUUCUUUUUGGAAACAGACUAAAAAAAUAUUCUUUUUUUUUAAUAAUGUCACUCUUCAAAGCAAAUGAAGUAUUGGGAAAAUUGUAUUCUCAUUAUUUGAUUUCAAUGCCAUCGUUUAAUCUCUCGAAAACACAAAAGAUAUUAAUUAUUUGUUUUACUGGUGGAACGUUAUUAUUGGGAAGUUUGGCACAAUUUUUGAAAAGAAGGAGAAGACACCCCUUGCCUUCAUCACGUAAAAGUAUCAGAGAUGCUAGACAUAGAUUUAUGAAUUCGAAGGCUUCUAAUUUUGAUGCAGUUUCACAAGUUUCAUGGGCGAGAAGAAGUGAAGCCAGUACACGAAGUCAUAUUAGCGAUAGAGCUUCUCUUAUUUCAUCAAUACCUGGUGGACCAGAUGGAGAUGUGCGACUUACUCCUCAACAAUAUGGUGUACUGGGGCUGGAGGCACUGGAAAAGGCACUUUACUGUUGGGAGGACGCUCUUACUGCAUUUAGUUCGGCACUGAACAAUGAUACUUUGGCAUUACCAUCAAAAGCUGAUGCGGCCUUUACUCACGAUGUUCAAGAAUUACUCGAUUUGGGAUAUCAAGUGCAAAAUAAUGCAGAACUUCUUUUUAUUGAUCAGCAUUCUGUACUUUUUCGAAAUGAUACUGAAAGUGAAGAAAGUCACAAACCCUCGACAAUUGGAACACGUUUGUCAACUAUUAAAGAUAAACCUGAGGCUGCAUCUUCACCAGAAUCAUUUGCAUCAGCGAGGGAUGGUGUUGCAGAUUUGCGUGAAUUUGAAGAAUUUGCGGAAUUCUUUCCACAUUUUGAAAAGCAAAAACUUUAUCAUGCCGCCUUGAAACAACACGAGGAUAAAGGCAUUACAUGCCGUCGAAUUCAUACGGAAUUAGUGAAAUGCGGCUCAGAUGUUGAAUAUUUAGCCAAAGUUCAUUGUUUACGGCAGGCGUACUCGAAACUUUUUAGUUGGCCAGCUGCGGCAACUUGGAUUGCAGACGUUGGUCGACAACUUAUAAGUGAUUUAAUUAUCUUUGCCGAUAAGGAUCCCAAAGAUUAUUUACUACAUUACGAACGAAUGAUGGUAUUUUUACAAGAUACGAGAAAUUGUAGUACAAUGCAAGAGGAAUUAUCUGGCAGAGGUGUAUUGUGUUUAAAUUUUUAUGACGUUCUCAUUGAUUUCAUACUUCUUGAUGCUUUUGAAGAAGUUGAUAAACCUCCAUCUUCAAUUAAAGCAAUUCUUCAAAAUCGUUGGAUAUCCGCCAGUUUCAGAGAAACGGCAAUAGGCACUGCCGUGUGGUCCGUUCUUGUAGGCAAGAGACAAAUGUUAAAAUAUGAUAAAGGAUUUUUGGCACAUUUCUAUUCAAUAUCAGAACAAGUGUCACCGGUUUUGAUUUGGGGAUUUUUAGGACCAGAAGGAAGUUUACGAUCCACUUGCCAAUAUUUUAGGGAUCAAGUCAUAGAAUUUCUAGUAGAUAUUUUCAAUUUUUUUAAAGUAAGAUACACAACAGUCGAUAGUCUCGCUGAGGAUAUAUUACGGGAGAUGAAAGUUCGCGUUGAAAAUAUUAAUCAAAGACUCUCGUUGGAAGGCUGUUGAAAAAAGACACAAAUUUCCAGUUCUUUCUCUCUCUCUAUAUAUAUAUAUAUAAAAAAUUUGUCUCACGUGUGUUCUAGGGUGAUAGUUUUUUUCAAAAAUAAUUCAUAGAUUACAAAAAUUGUUUCUUACAAACAGUUUAUUACUAUUUGUAAUAAUUUGUACUAAUUUCUGUCAGUGGAACAGAUUUUUUAAUUUUUUUUUUUCGAAACAAUAAUUUACAGGUUACUAAAUUAUUAAUUAUUUGUGUAUUGUGUAGAAUGUUUUCGGUUUUUUUUUACGUUCUUUUUUUUAAGUAGAUAUACAACUGACGAUAAUAAUUAAUAAUAAUAUUUCUAAUCUUGCUAUGAAUAUUAAAUUGAAAUAUAAACAUUUAAAUUGUUUGAAAAUUUAAGUUUAAAUUCAAAUUGUGACGUUCUUAUGAUUUUUUGUUAAUUAAUUUUUUUUUUUUAAAUUAAAAAUACAAAGACGAGGGAAAUUAAUUAUUAAAUAUUUUUAUAAUUUAGAGGAAAAUGUGUCAAAAAGUAAAUUCCUCCCCGAAAAAAAUUGAGAAAUUUACGAAAAUUUUAAUAAAAAUUUUGACAUUUUUUUCUCUAAAAUUCUUAUAUAUUUAUUAAUUAAUUUCUAUUGUUUGAAUUUGUAGAAAAAUUUUUUCCCUUAUUUUUGGAAUAAUUAUGUAAUUUAUUGAAUUAUUCUUUACUGAGAAAUUAUAAGAAAAAAGCUUGUUUAUGUAGCAUAUUUGUUAAUAUAUAUAAAUGAAACAAUGGUUACCAGUCACUUUUGUGUUACGCAAAUUGUUAAUUAAGCACGUGCUAUUUUAUUAGUUGCAUUUUUUUUUUUUAUUUGUAUCCUGAAGUUUGUUAUUUUUAGGAAUAAAUUUUCAUUUAAUUAACAAAUAAGUUUGACAAAUUGUAUAUGUAUUGGUAAAAGUAGAGAAUUUCUUAAUGUUGUUUGUGUCAUUUGUGCCACAUUAAAUUAAGUACUUAAAAAAUGGGAAAGAUUUAGAAUUUAUUGCUUAAAACAUUCCAUUAAGAUUCUGAUAAUUUUUAUUUUAAUAAUUAAUGUAAAAGAAUUACAAAAGUCAUGAACAAAUAUAAUAUGUAAUUAUUAUUGAUAAUAAUUUACUCAAUGAGUUUUACACUGGAAAACUAAAUUCUAAAUUAUUUAGUUGAAGUAUUUUUUAAUAUAUCUUUUAAAUAUUAAGUCUUAGCCAAAAAAUAAACUCGAAAUAAUUUAUGCACAAUUGUCUCGUACAUAACAACAGUUUAUUUACAAAUUUUUUUUUUUUUUUUUUUUUAGUAUAUCCACGAAAUCAGCCUGACUAUUACACUGUUUAUUAAUUAGAGUCUCGAUUAAAUCUGAAAAAGAGAAAUGUAAAAAAAAUAUUUAAAAUAUUAAAUUUUAAUUAAUUUAUUAUUUUAAGUAUUAUUACUUUAAUGUUUUAUUAAUCGAGAUUCUGGUCUACUUAAAGACGUGUCUGAAAUAAGCGGUGUCAUUAAUACUUACUGAAAUUACAAAAUAAAAUAAUUUAACAUAAAAUUAGAAGAAAAAUAUUAAAUUAAUAUUAUUCAAUUUUUAAUAUUACGGAAAAUUAAUAUUAAAAUUCUAAUAAUUUUAAAUUUAUUAUUUUAAAAAUAAUGAUUCAAAUAAAGAAAUUGAAUAAAAAAAAUUGAAAAAAUAAAAUUGUUUUUCAAGAAUUAAAAUGACACUUGACAUGUCUUUAUAUUGACAAUUUAAAUCACUUUUGUUAAUAAUUCAUUUCUUUUUUGCCAAUGUGCAAAAAUUGUAAAAAUUGAAUUGACUAGAAAUUCUAUUACAAUUUUCUUUUAAUCAAUUAAAUUUCUAACGUGUAUUUAAUUAAAUAUAUAUACUCUUUUUUAACACGA